Solanum verrucosum is the source of this 1916-nucleotide messenger RNA. RefSeq names its product putative E3 ubiquitin-protein ligase XBAT31. The record is from RefSeq and is a predicted model, not a curated record. The transcript is spliced from 8 exons. Lineage: Eukaryota; Viridiplantae; Streptophyta; Magnoliopsida; Solanales; Solanaceae. Gene Ontology annotation, molecular function: protein binding. Bases 99 to 1439 code for a protein of 446 amino acids.
AAUAUAAAUAUGUAAAACUCUCACACUUCUUUCCACCACCGCCACCUCCGCCGCCGUCUACGGUGGUGCAAAAAAAGUUCCUUUCUUUUUCUGGAAAAAUGGGUCAGGGACUGAGUUGUGGAACGAGUGAUGAACAUGGGUUAUUCUGUGCUGUUCAGUUGGGUGAUUUAGACACAUUAAAAUCUGUUUUAGAGAAAAACCCAUCUCUUAUUCAUCAUUCUACUGUAUAUGAUCGACAAUCUCCUCUUCAUAUUGCUGCUGCCAAUGGCCGGAUCGAGGUUGUUACUAUGCUGUUGAACAAAUCUAUCAACCCAGAUUUGUUGAAUCGCUCUAAGCAGACUCCAUUGAUGUUAGCAGCAAUGCAUGGGAAGAUCUCUUGUGUGGAAAAGCUAAUUGAAGCAGGAGCUAAUAUUUUGAAGUUUGAUUCACUUAAUGGAAGAACAUGUUUGCACUAUGCUGCAUACUAUGGACAUUUUGAAUCACUUAAAGCUAUUCUAUCCACAGCUCGUACAUCUCAUGUUGCAGCAUCUUGGGGAUAUGCAAGGUUUGUGAAUGUUAGAGAUGGUAAAGGAGCAACACCUUUGCAUUUAGCAGCCCGUCAAAGACGGCCUGAAUGUGUUCACAUUUUGCUUGACAAUGGUGCUCUGGUUUGCGCGUCAACUGGUGGAUAUGGAUUUCCUGGUAGCACUCCACUUCAUUUGGCUGCAAGAGGUGGCUCUCUUGAUUGCAUCCGUGAAUUGUUGGCGUGGGGAGCAGAUCGACUACAUAGAGAUUCCACCGGGAGAAUACCAUACACGGUUGCUUUAAGGUACCACCAUGGUGCUUGUGCAGCUUUGUUGAAUCCUUCAUCGGCAGAGCCUCUUGUGUGGCCAUCGCCGUUGAAGUUCAUUAGUCAGCUCAAUGAUGAGGCGAAAGCUUUACUAGAACGUGCAUUAAUGGAAGCGAAUAAGGAGAGGGAAAAAAAUAUCUUAAAGGGGACAGAUUACUCUCCACCUUCCCCAUCCCAAUCUGAUGCAGGGGUGGAUGACAACAUAUCUGAGGUCAGUGAUACAGAAGUAUGUUGUAUCUGUUUUGAUCAAUUAUGCACAAUUGAAGUCCAGGACUGUGGGCACCAGAUGUGUGCACAUUGUGUACUGGCCUUAUGCUGCCACAACAAGCCAAAUCCGACCACGACUAGUCCACCAGAACCCGUGUGCCCAUUCUGCAGAAGCAACAUUGUACAGUUACAAGCUAUUAAGGCCACAAAGAACGAUGACACAGAUUCUGAUCUCCACUCCUCAAAGCUUCGAAAGACUAGGAGAUCACGAAACGUCAGCGAGGGCAGCAGUAGCUUUAAGGGGUUAUCAGCAGUAAGUUCUUUUGGCAAAAUGACUGGUCGUGGCUCCGGUAGGAUUGCUGCUGAUAACGAAUGGAUCGAUAAGCCAAUAACCCUUGAUUGAUACCAAAAAAAAGUUUCCAACUUUGGCAAUUAAAGAACAAUUCCAUGGGGGGUCUAAUGGUAUAUAUAGAUAGAUAGAUUGAUCUUUCUCUUCCCUAUGUUUUGUAGAUUUGGGAAAUAAGCAAAGUUGAAAUGAUUUGCAAGCUUGGUUUAGAUUGAGUACUAUAUCAUUUGUGUGGGUCACAGAAAAAAAAGAGUAUUUUGUGUAAAAUCUUGUUUUCUUGAAGUAGUAAACAAAAUUCUUUGAAGUUUCUUACCCUUUUUUUUUCCUCUAGUUUUUUGUGUUUUCACUUACUAGGUGAAAACACAACAUUCUUCCAUUAUAGUAUGAUGAAGUUAGCAUUGGGAAAGAGUCAAAAUGAAAGCAAGUGAUGAGGAAAGUAGACCCUACCUUACCCUAUAUGUUUUCUUUAAAUUAAAGCAGCCUCAAGGUGUGAAAUGAACUACAAUUUGUAUCAAUUAUUUUAUUGAAAAAUAU